Zea mays is the source of this 3803-nucleotide messenger RNA. RefSeq names its product RNA-binding protein 25. The coding region runs from base 1206 to 3449 and encodes 747 amino acids. The transcript has 8 exons. The record is from RefSeq and is a predicted model, not a curated record. Lineage: Eukaryota; Viridiplantae; Streptophyta; Magnoliopsida; Poales; Poaceae. Gene Ontology annotation, molecular function: RNA binding.
CGAAAUCGAACCCAAACGGCCAAACCAACCAUCGUCUACUCGGCGGCUGGGCUAGCACCCUCCCUACCACCAUGGCGGCCGUCGUGCCUCCGCCCGACAACCUGGACCCGCAGCCGGCUACUCCCCCAGCCGCCGCUCCUUCCGCCACGCUCACCCCGCCUCCCGCCGCCACCUCCACCCCACCAACCCCCUUGACGCCGGGCCCCGCGGCGCCUAGCCCAAACCCUAACCUACCCCCUGCCCCUGCCCCUGCCCCUGCCCCCGCCCCCGCUUCCACGCCUCCGGCGGCAGUCGCGCCACCGAUGCCCCCAGCUCCGAUCUCCUUCGCUGCUACCUUCCGUCCACUCGGUGCCCCAGCGCCACCGCCGCCGUACCAGGUCCCGCAGUACGUCGCGGUGCCGGCGAACCCGGGCUACCCGAUGCAGCCGCCGGGCGUCCCCGUCGUUAUGCCUCCGGGCGCCGUGCGGCUGCCGGCCAUGUACGGGCCGCCCCAGCCGGGAGUAUACAUGCCGCAGCAGGGCGCUGCGAUCCCCCAUCCCGGAGAAUUGAGAGGAUUUGUACCAUGGACCUUGGCAGUGUGUUGGUUAGCAUUUAGAGGUGUGGUGCUAGUGCUUUAGAGUUAGAGAAACUGGGCUCCGCUCGCCUGAUAACGAUGACCGGAUAUUUCUCUGCUACAGCGGUGGUCGUGCCAGCCAUUACUCCCCACAACAAGAGGUGCCGGCUCAUGUUUGAUUCUGCAGCUCUAGAUCGUUUGCUCCCUCACUGAGUGUGAUGCUUCAGCUCUGGGUUGUUCCAAAAACUUGCUAAGGUAUCAUGAUUUUCUGCCGUUUAAAUUUCAUAUGCCGGCUAUAUCUUUUUUUUUCUGGUUUCAUAUAAACUUCUUUGUUGAUAAGAAGUGUAGAGUAGUGACAUAUUUGCCUGAGCUCUUAUUACCUGAGUAGUGCAUUGCAAUGGUGUGAGCUAUACCAAGUUUCUCAAAUAACCAAUGCAAGUGUGUUAUCCUGUCCAUGAGGUUGAGAGGUAAGGCCAGCUUUGCUUAGCUCCCUUUUCAUUUGAGCAAGAUAUUGCUUCUGUCAAUGUUCACUCUGGUAUUUGUUUAUGGCUUUUGGUAUCUUCUGCUUACACAUGGCCACAUUCUCUGAUUCUAUAUGUGUUAUGAGGUUUCAUUUGUUCACUAUAUGAUUUACUUGUAGGUAUACUUACUGAUGUGGUUGCAUAGGUGUCAUUUGUCUCUCUCUGCAGGAAUGUCUCGUUAUCCUGCACCGUAUCCUAUGAUUCGUCCUGGUUUUGUUCCACGUCCAAUGCCGCCGCCUGGUGUUGUGCCAAUUCAACGACCAACAAUAAUUUCUGGGAUCCGGGCUAUUCCUCCUUUGGUAGCCCCAACUGCCCGGCCACCUGCUCCAGCUGUUAAGCUGGCAGAUAAACCGCCAACCGCAGUUUAUGUUGGGAAGAUCGCCCCAACAGUGGACAGUGAUUUCCUUCUUUCACUUCUUCGGCUUUGUGGAUCUGUCAAGAGUUGGAAGCGUGCCCAAGAUCCUAGUAAUGGAAAACCUAAAGGUUUUGGGUUUUGUGAAUUUGAAUCUGCUGAAGGCAUCCUUCGUGCGACACGGCUUCUCAACAAAUUGAGCAUUGAUGGUCAGGAACUGGUGAUUAAUAUAAAUGAUGCCACCAAGGAAUACCUGAAGAAACAUGUUGAGGGAAAGAAGAGAGCACAAGAGAAGGAAAAAGAAACAGAAGAUGCAAGCGGGGAUGGAACUACAGCUGUUGCUGAAAAUGAAUCAUCAAAACCUGUCCCUGAUGAAUUGGAUGAGACAGGAGAUGCUGGAGAUAAGUACAGGGAAGACAACACUGAUAAAUUUGGGAUUGUUACUGACGAAGACUCUCAAACUGACAAAGAUGUCGCAGAAAAAAUAAGCAAUAUGAUUGAGGAGUGGUUAAAGACUAGACCGCCACCCCCACCUUCACCAGUUCAACCAUCUGCUGAUAGCUCUGGCGUAGAUAAGGCAAAAAAUGAUUCUGAUGAUAAGAAUGCUGCUGAUGCUGAUAAAAGGGCAGCUAAUGAAACUGAGAGAUCUGAAACUGCCUCUCCUGAUAAGAGGAAGGAUAGAGAGCAUGAUAAGGACAAACGGGACAAAGAUCUUGAAAGGCAUGACCGUGAACGUGAAAGAGUACGGAGGGAUAGAGAGAAGGAUCAUAAGCAUAGAGAAGCUGAUAGGCUCUACAGGGAUCGCCUUAAGGAGUGGGAAUCUAGGGAAAGAGAGAGAGAAUAUCAGAGGUAUAGUGAAAAGGAGAAAGAAAGAGAUAGAGAUCAUAACCGCAGAAGGGAGAUCCUGAAGCAGGAAGAUGAGAGCGAUGACGAGGAUAAUAGGAAAAGGAAACGAAGGAGUAUUAGCUCACUUGAAGAUAGGAAGAGGAGGAGGCAACGUGAAAAGGAGGAAGAUUUGGCAGAUAAAAUAAGGGAGGAGGAGGAAAUUGCAGAAGCAAGGAGGCUGGCUGUAGAGUUGCAACGGCAAGCAGAUGAAGCAGCUGCGGCGGCGGCUGCAGCCGCCGAAGAGUCUGCAUCACUUAUGGAGAUUGAUGGUGAUGACGAAAAGGAAACAGAUGCACAAAACAAGUCGGCUGUUGUGGAAGCUGAUAACAUCUCGAGCUUUGCUAAUGGUGUUGGUGCUGGUCGACUUAGUAAGGGAAAUAAUGGUGAGGAAACAUGUAUGACACCUGGUCAAACCGCAGAUACUAAGCAAAACAACAAUGUUCCAGCAAAGAAACUGGGUUUUGGUUUGAUUGGCUUGGGCAAAAGGACAUCUGUUCCAUCAGUUUUUGCUGUAGAGGAUGACGAAAAUAAUGUUGAUAAAAGCAUAAGACCUCUAGUACCUAUCGAUUACUCCACUGAAGAAUUACAAGCUGUACAUGCUAAUUCUUCUACUGGGGCAAAUGUCACAGCAGCUGCCGAGUUUGCCAAGCGCAUCUCAGUUUCUAAUUCAAAGGAAGAGAAGGCUGAAGCUGAGAAGGAUAGGAAUAGGAGAUCCAGUGAAGCUCGUCCUAAUGAUGAGCGAAGAGAGAAGCUACAUGAUCGCGAGAAGGAUAAGCCCAAGUCAGAGAACAAGAAGAUUCUGGAUGCAAAGCAACUAAUUGAUAUGAUCCCAAGGACAAAGGAAGAGCUUUUUGCCUAUGAUAUAAACUGGGCGAUAUAUGACAAGCAUGAGUUGCAAGAGAGAAUGAGGCCUUGGAUUUCAAAAAAGAUAAUUGAAUUUCUUGGCGAGGAGGAAUCAACUUUGGUGGACUAUAUUGUUUCCUGCACCAAAGACCAUGUUCAGGCUGAAAAGAUGCUAGAUCUUCUACAGUCGAUUUUCGAUGUUGAGGCCGAGAUGUUUGUCCUCAAGAUGUGGAGGAUGCUUAUAUUUGAGAUCAAGAAAGUCGAAUCUGGACUAUCAGGAAGAGCAAAGUCAUGAAGCGAAGCCUGUUACCCUGUAUGACCUCUGAUCUGCAUUACUCAUCAACUGUGACCACACUUGUAAGGUCAUACUGCACUACAAGUAUCAAAAACCAUUUUUAGUGACAGAGUUGAUGGAUCUUUUUACUUGUUUCUUGUACAAAUGCAUACGAGAGUUAAUGAGAUACUGUGCGUAAUAUUUUUAUUUUGAUAGAUUGCAUAACUGUGUUUGGCACAGUUCACACGAGUCAACUGCCUACUUUUGCUUAACUUGUUCUCUGGUGAACGAAGAAUGUCAAUGCUGGCAGUAGCCACAAGUGAUCCCUAAUCAUACAUGGUGUGUGUGCAAAGAUGUUCGUAUAAUCGUAUUUCA